AUGCCGCCACGAAUUCCGAUCCCGUCGUGCUCCAGGUCCCUUAAUGGGCCAUUGUGCAGCUGGUUUUCCGGUUUGGCUCUCGGGCCCAGCAUCUACUCCAGAUCCGCCUCCUCCAAGAAGAAACGGUCAAAGAAACAUCACGAUCCGUUUGCAUUAGCGCUAGCUCGUCAACGGAAGGCUGCCAAUGUUUCCCGACAACAAGUGCUUCAAGAAGAACGAGAAGCCGCCCUCGGCGAUUCCGUGCGCGGAAAGCCAACUCCCUUUACAGAAGCGCUGUUGAACGGACAGGUUAUACCCCGUAUCACACCCGCCGAACCCAGCGAGAAUACAUCACAGUCGCCUGGUCUCAAUUAUUUUGUCUCAGAGGACGAAUUGAAUGCCACUCUCGAACGCUCGGAGAAGCUAUCUCGACCGGUUGCAGAUACCAAAAGUGGGUCUUUCGAUCCGCAAAAGCUUGAAGAUGAGACGCAGAAACACUUGGACAAGCACAAAACCGCCCAGGAGGCUGUUAAGCGUAUCAUGGAUUUGAGCAAUGCUAGCAGCAAAGAACGCAAGCUCGUAAACAUCCAGCGUUGUAUCGAAACAUUUGGGCGUCAUAACACAGAUACCGCUCUCGCUCCGAAGCCAACCGGUGCCGCCAAUCCCUCAGCUUCCCAACUUCCACUGAGUCAGCCCCCGUGCUGGUCCCGAUACAGGCUCGUCGGAAGUUCAGAUCGCGAUUUUAACUACAAAGAUUCUGACCCUGGCAAAGAAUCUAGAAAAGACGUCACACAAAGAUAA
This is a messenger RNA of Uncinocarpus reesii 1704, 780 nucleotides long. RefSeq lists its product as uncharacterized. NCBI's taxonomy places the organism in Eukaryota, Fungi, Ascomycota, Eurotiomycetes, Onygenales, Onygenaceae. The transcript has 2 exons. The record is from RefSeq and is a predicted model, not a curated record. Gene Ontology annotation, biological process: translation. Gene Ontology annotation, molecular function: structural constituent of ribosome. The coding region runs from base 1 to 780 and encodes 259 amino acids. Gene Ontology annotation, cellular component: ribosome.